UCCAAUAAGCUAUUAAUAUUAAGAUCGGAUUUUGGUCAAUAUCUUGACAUCAGAGGCGAAUAGAAAAAAAUCGAGAACGUCACUGAAUUCUGCUUAAAACUGCUUCAAGAAAGACAUCACGGAAAUCAAUUAUUUUCAUAAAUAGAAAGGUUAUGUAGAUUUCACAGUAUUGCUCAAAAUCGAGAAUCGUCCUCUAGCGGCUGAGUGGUUGAAGACAUUAAAAUGCGUUUUGCACGAAUCAAGAUUUCAUGAAAUUGGAGCCUCAGAGUAGGGGGUCCAUUUUUUUUCUAUCUCUAAAACUAAAGGAUGUUUCCAUAAGAAAGUGUCGAAUUUGGACCAUCCUGUACAUACACUUGGCUAUGAAGAUUUUCUAAGCGAAUGCUUGGUGAGCGCUUAUAAAUAAUCAGGGUCUUUGCAAAAAGCAAAUGUUAUUAUGACUCUUCUGUGUGCAAGAGAAAAAUAGACCUUAGAUUCCUUAGAAUAUGCUAAUAAGUAAAAUGUUAAAUAUAGGUUGGGAGAAAUGGUUUUCGGUCUGAGGCGAAGGGGGAGGUACAAACGAUAUGGAAAUACAGAAUUGCAAAUUGCAACUAAAUAAUAUUAAUAAUAAUAAAUUGGUUUAAUUCAAAUAAAUACAAUAUAAAUACAAUUUUCAAUAGUUACAUUUGCUGAAAUAAACAUUAAGUGCAGAAGCUUCAUUUCUGUUGCUUGUUAGCGCUGUUAUUUUAUUUAUUUUUUGUCACAUCCUGGUAAUCACAUCCUUGCAAUGGAAUAGAGUGAUAAAUUUAAGGCCAUAUUUUCCGCGGUUCAAUUUUCACUGAACGCUCUUCAUCCAAUUUGCCAUAAAUAAAGUAUCCACCUCUAUAUAGUUAUCCGCUAGCAAAAAGCCAAUUAGAAGAAUAGUGUUUAGCUGUAGUUUGAUGUCAUUGACUGGGACCACAGAUUAUUGUCUCAAUGUUGACAUGUGAUUCUUUGAUUGACAUAUUGUUCGUCUAAUAAAAUGUCUAAAAAAACUCAUAAAACCAAAAAAUACAGCAAAUCAUAUGGAACAUCAUCACAGGACACUGAUUUUGAAACAGCAACAGGAACUCAAGAUUCAGAAAGACACAUAACAGAAGGACGGACCAUAGUGAUAAAACUAAACUCUUUAAGAAAUAUUGUACCAUUAUAUCGAAUCUCAGACGUGAAAGUACAGCUUAAAUACUUGGACAAACAUUUGGGAGAAACUCGUCCAAUGCCAGUUGUGGACAAUGAAUUGCCACUUAACGAUAGCUUCGAAUUGUUAAUCGACCUAGAAUCAACCAAACAACUGGAUUUGUUAGCAUCAAAUCCAGUUUUCAUUACCGUGCUGCAGUUAACUGGAACUCAAGAUCCAUCUAAGUAUGAGUACUUACAAAUAUCGGCACAAGGCGCCAAAGCUACUUCUGCUGAAAUUGAUAGUUUAUUUCGUCUGUAUGAAGCAUUUAAUGGAGAAAGACCUCCAGUGCAAUUAUGCGAGUUGAAAAAGAGAAAGAAAGCAGGUAAAAGAGAUAGAACCGAAAACGGCAACCGUCAAGAAAGAUCAAAAUCACGAUCUAAAUCCAUCACAAGUAGGGACUCAAAGUCAUCAAAAAAAUCCAAAACUAAAACGAAAUCAGAAAGUAAAAGCAGAAGUGAAUUAUUAGAAGUACAAACAGAAAUUUACGGAAUGUGCGUUAUUGAUUUAAUCCCACUAUUCUAUGGAGAAACUUCAUUUUCCGAAACUUUACUCAUUCAACCAGUCAAACAAUCCUGCCAAAUCUUAAGUACUCACAAAAAUUUCCCAGAAAUUUCUAUUACAGUGGCCAUAAAAGAUAAUGCCAAAUUUAUCAAUAUAUUAAACGUUCUAAAUUUAACAGUAGAAUCCAUUUGUAAUGUCCCUUCUAUGAUGCUCGCGGAGAUGGAUUGUACAGUUUGUGCAAUGUUACCUCUUUUCAAUUCAAAUGCUUCGCCUACAAUAUUCCAAAAUCCCAAAAUAACUACUACAGAACCGGCCAGUGACCUAGAGCCAAAACGUUGGCCUGGUUUACAUGAUAUUGGCCAUAAUGCAAAUACAACAAAAUAUUUCAUUGAGCAUAACUUUGAAGAAAUUACCAAUAGGUUUAAUUUAAACAUUAGAGGAGCUUUUAAAGAAGGCGCUGCAAGAAUUGAGUAUAAUUACCUAAAAAGAAAUAUUUUAUAUGAGCAUGGCAACAGUAACUUUGCAGCACAUGUUCAAUCAUACAGAAAACUAGCACUGGAAAUUUAUUUGACACAGAAAACUAAGAAACACAAAUCUUUUGAUAGGCCAUCAGAUGACUUUGAUGAAUUCGCUCCGGGACGCUCCCGUAAAAGCAUUAAAAUACCUGCCCGCAUACAUUUAAUGGCUAUAUUAGAUCUAGUAGAUUUGCUAUAUCCAGGAGUUACUAAGCUUCAUAUAGUCGCUCCUGUAACUUAUUUUCACUACGAAGAAGCUGCCAAAGCUGGAUUAAAUGAUUCUUAUUUUUUACCAAAACCAAUAGGUAAUGUGGUAACUACCAAAAGUUCAAAAACGAAACUGGAAGGUAAUAAAAAAAAUAAAAAAAAUGCAGAGAAAAAAGAUAAAAACGUUAUUGAUAGAAAAGAUAAAUUAUCUGUAACAAAAGAUGAUAAAGAUUUAGCAAUCCUGCUUCCGGCUAAACCUGACGAACCGUUGCCACCAGAACCAUGCAGACAAGUUCAUAAUGACAAUGGAGAGGCAUGUUUUAUAAUAAUUGAAUUAGAGCUUUUAAAUCCACUGAAUAAAAAAUUAGACAUCGAAGAAAUAGAAACAGAUUUCCACACUCUACAGUUAGAGGCUUCACAAUCUUCAAAAACUAUCUUAAACCAAGCGGUAGCUGAUGAACAUUAUAAUCGAACAAUAAAAGAAAUUAAAGAUGAUAUUUAUAAACAUUGGCAAGAAUAUAAUAACGUUAUAACCUCAAUUCCAAUGCCGAACCCCAAAAUACAGUUUCCAAAUUAUUUGAAAAAACUUGGUGCUUAUCAACUUUAUGGAAAUUCUAUUAUUACUUCGGCAACCUUAUUAAUUACCAACAAUUAUAAAUGCUUUGAAUGCGAUUUUCGAAACAACAGAAACUAUCAAAAUUUAAUAUCAGAAGUCUAUACAGGAUUAACAGAUAAAAUGUAUGGUAUUUUAAAUGUCAGUAAUGAUAAGAAAGCUAAGGAAGAAAAAUAUUCGACUGCAUGGAAUAUAUCGAGUUAUUUUUAUGCCAAGGAAGCUGCAGAAUUGAAAUUAGAUGAAUUAGGGAAAAGAUAUUUUGUAGAAAGAAUUAUAGUUAAUGAUAAUCCUGAAGAAACUUCACAAUCUUGGUUUGAUUUUGCCAUAUAUAACAUAGAAAUUGAUAAUGUUGACAAGGCGUUUGAAUGCGUUAAAGAAGCUACAGCUUUAAAUUCUAAUAACAAACAUGCUUUAUUAUUGUUGGCGAUUUUAUUAGCUGAUAAAGACAUAAUACAAGAUGCGGAAAUUUGUUUUUUAAAUCUAUUAGACCUACAAUCUGGAUGGGUAGAGGGUUGGUGCAUCUUAUACUUAUUUUACCAGAAAUGCUCUAGACUGGAUGGUAUGGAAAUGGUAUUGGAUAUUGUUAAGAAAUUUGCUAAUGAACGCAAUAGCGAUAGUGAUUAUUUUGAGGCUUUCGAGGAUCUUGCUUGGAGCUGGAAAAAUAUUCCAAAAACCUUCUUUUUAAAUGCAGCAGUACUUUUGCUAAAAAUGAGACUGUAUUCUUGGGCCGAAUUAGCACUAGCAGAGGAACUUUUAGUGCCAAAGCAUUAUGGGUAUGUUAAUUAUUUGUUGGCAGUUGUAAGUUAUUACAAGAAGAAUUUUGAGCAUGCUCUGGAGCAUGUUAAGGAAGCUAAAGUAUCAGUAGGUUCCGACUAUACAAUUCUAGCCCUCUCAGGCCACAUCCUUCUAGCUCAAUCCAAAGAAAAUGAAGCCAAAGACGAAUAUUUUCGUAUCAUCGAGUCCUAUAAUAAACCCAAAGAUAUUCACUUGGUGUACCUAAAUUCAGCUGAAAUUUUAGCCAAGCAAGGCGAAGGACAAACAGCGAGAAAAUGUAUCUUGAACACCUGCAAAAUUCAUCAAACGCCACAUGUAUGGUUAACUGCAGGUAAACUCUUCUAUCAGCAGAACGAUCUAUUGAGUGCUGAAGAGUGCUUCAAUAAAACUACAAUGAAAGAUAACCGAUAUCCAGAAGCGUGGGGUUAUUUGACUUUGGUCAAUUUGAAGCUGAAUAGGAUACAAGAAGCUGAGCAAUGCUAUGAGAAAGCGCUUAAGAACAAAUUAAUGGCCGAUGGAAGUUUGAAUCAACUGAUUGUGAUAAAGCUUAAUGAAGCAAGAAGUUUGUAGCUGUAUGUUUAUUUUUAUUAAAAAUGGUUGUUUUUUAAUUUGAUUUUUGUUGUGACCAAAUAUCAGGUGGACUGUGCCUAGCACAAAAAAAAAUCAAUUUAAUCAAUAACAGCUGUAUGCAGCAUCCUCUUUCAACUUGAAAGUGCUGUUU
Ceutorhynchus assimilis (cabbage seed weevil) is the source of this 4526-nucleotide messenger RNA. NCBI's taxonomy places the organism in Eukaryota, Metazoa, Arthropoda, Insecta, Coleoptera, Curculionidae. The record is from the annotation of a GenBank genome assembly.